Procambarus clarkii (red swamp crayfish) is the source of this 5826-nucleotide messenger RNA. The record is from RefSeq and is a predicted model, not a curated record. Lineage: Eukaryota; Metazoa; Arthropoda; Malacostraca; Decapoda; Cambaridae.
UGCAAAGCAAUGGAGUGCACGAUUCGUUCUUUGCUAAAUGUCUGUUGAACGUGAACAUUUUCGUGAUAUAACGGAUGUUAAUAUUAGCUAUAUAUAUAUAUUUACUGUUUUUGGCAUUAACAGGUUAAAUUCUUUUGGAUAACGGUAUUAAAUCCAAGUCAAGAUGAUUAGUAUUGCAUGGAGGACCAAGAGUACUGUGAGGCGCGUCUGGAGUGACGGUCCUGAGACAGUGUGAGGAUGGACAGCACCGUCCAUGGAUAACAUAGGCUCCUUUAGCCGCGUCAACAUGUAAAGCCUGUCCUUGGCUUGCUCCGUCGUCCACAAUGCUCACGAUGAAGCAUUCGCUGGUAGCUGUCAUUCUCCUGUCCAUUGUUCUCCGUCUCGGAGCCACCCAUCAAUUCCAGACGUUCGACAACGGGCAAAUAUCCCCCAUAGGGAACCUGGAACACCUGGUGAGAUCUCUACAGAAGGAAGUCACUGACAUCAGGAAGGAAGUUCACACGCGCAUGGAUACUAUGAAAUACGAACUGACCUGCGAGAUCCGCAACAUGAAGGAGGCGCUCUCGAAGGAGCGAGAAGAAAUGAGUGCUAAGGUGGAUCAAGUAGCACUUGAAAUGACCGAUUUCAAGAAGAAACUCAAGAGAGGACUUAGGAGGGUCGGCACACAGAACGACGACAUUAAGGGCGAGUUAAGGUCGCAAAAGGCGGAACUCUUCGCCGUCAGAAAUAGUGUGUACGACGCCAGGGAGGAAGUAUUAGACAAAGGGAACUUGAUACUUCGCAAGGUUAACGCCACCAACGGAACUCUAGUCUGUCACUUGAGCGAUCUACGCACCAAGCUCUACAAGAUCAACAACAACCUGGCGUUCAUCUCGGACGAGCACAAGAAGAUGAUGGAGGUGAUGAGUCGAAGAUACACCCACCCGAAGACUUACACUGGCGAGGACGCCGAGCGACUCCUCCCUGGAUGCACAUACACGCCCCUCGACACUCACGAACUCGGUCUUGAUUCCCUCAACAAGACUUUCCUUAACGAGUCUCUGACGAAGACCGUGAGUGGUUUAGACAGCGACCACCCUGACAAAACCACCUUACCCACUGAGGACACAUCACCGGAGGUCACCCUCCUGCCUACUAUGCCCGAGGAUUGCAACGACGAUAAGAGGAAGUACCUCGAGUACCCACCGAUGCCUCGCGACUGCAAAGACGUCUUCGAUCUGGGAUUCAUGGAAGAUGGAGUGUACCGCAUCCAGCCUCCGGGGCUUUCGUCUCGCGAGGUGUACUGUGACCACCACACCGCCGGCGGAGGCUGGACUGUCAUGGUGGCAAGACGCAAGCUUCCAAGACACAUCUCCUUCAACCGCACUUGGCACGAGUACGAGGUUGGGUUCGGUGACCCCAGCAAGGAGUACUGGAUAGGACUGAAGGCUCUCCACGCCCUGACCAGUGGCCGACCUCACCAGCUGAGAGCUGAUAUGGAAGACUGGGAGGGCAACACCGCUUGGGCAGCCUACACCUUCUUUGCCGUAGCGGGCGAGGAGGACAAGUACCGCCUGAGGAUCGCAGGUUACACUGGCACCGCUGGAGACAGCAUGAGGCACUCACACCACCAGAUGUUCUCCUCAGUCGACCAGGACAACGACCAGGAGAACUGUGAAUUUUUUUUGUUUGCAGGGGGCAGUUGUGCGCGUGGGCGUGGGGGCGGGGGUUGGUGGUGGGGGCGGUGUGCCUGUACUCAACCCACAGGUCAGUAUCGCCGGGGCCGGUACCAGGGGCCCGAACGAGGCAUCACCUGGUGGCACUGGAAGGACUCGAACUACUCCUUGAAGACGUUGCUCCUCAAAAUCAGGCCGCUGGAAUGAUGGAACAGCGACGACAAGCCUCGGGAGUGACCAGGUCGGAAGCAAUUCUCCGCCAGCUAACCAUGCCAAAAUGAUUUCUCCAAGUGUUCAGAUAGGCUGGUUCCUUAACAGCAUAAUCUUUCAACAAACAGUUGUCAACAUAGGUCACUGAACGAUGCAUAGCAAGUGGCUUCAAAUUCACUAAAAGACUUAUUGACUUAUUGAAUAUUGGCGCUACAAUCCACGGAAUGAUUGUUGAGUGACGUAUGCUAAUAACUGUUUAUAAAUAGUUUGAAACGACUGAAAACACUCUAGGAAAACACAUCAUCAAUGUUAUAUAUAUAGUCUAGUUACCGCCCCAUAUUCACUCCCUAAAUGAAUGUGGUUUGUCGUCGACGUGGCCUCAGAUGCACUAAGGGCUUCCAUUCGUCCUCAAGAACUUCACGACUUGGGUCAAGUCUCCGGGACUUAGCGAAACUUAGAUUCGUCAGCAAUUGCUUUCAAUGUGUUCAAUACCGAAAAGCGAUCCUAAGGUCUUUGGCCGUCGGGGUAGUUUCAACGGAUGGUUGAAGAUAGAAGGGUCCACGCCGUCUUCAGUUCUUUAGACAGACCAGAAGAUAGUAGCCCCUUGACAAAGGUUUCUUCUAUCAAUAGUCUGUCUUCUAAGAUCUUCGGACAGUACUAUGCAAAGAAAAAAAGUUACGCAUGUAUCCCUUGAACUUUGAUGCUAUUCUCCUUUUUCAUGUUCCAUUUUCGUCUCGAAUAAUGAUAUAUUUCUCACAUGGUAACACUUCAUAUAUUUAUAUGCACAAUUAUUUAUAAUAUACCUCAACAACACGCUUAUCAAAGUAAGUGUCUUUGAUCUGUAGCAAUAUUAAACAAAAUCACAUAACGAUCAAGCGAAUUUCUGGUGACAUCAGCAGACCUUGAAUAAAAUGAAGUCUGGGACGCCUCCAUAACGUGGUGUGGAUGUCAUCAGGUAAUAAACAUAUAGUAUAAUUUGUAAUUGGUCGCCUCAUUUGUACAGGAAGAGGUCCUGUUUGUUGAGGGAUCCUGUGUGAUGUAGCGGUGAGCCUAAUGCUAGUCUUUGAUCUUGACAAGAAUCGGUUUCCGCUCCUGCGUACUUAACGAGAAACGCGAUCAAUAAAUUACUAUUAAUUCAGCGUCUCCUUGCAGUUAAGACUACAAUUAAUCCUCACAAGAGUAUGCCCAGUAUGUUACUGAUAACGAGUGUGCUCUUCGUAAACACAUAUAUUAUCGAACCAACACGAGACUUUCCAUCAAGUCCCAUGUUAACUCCUCGUUAAUAUUUAUGCUUGUCUACUGAUGACACACUGGGUUUGUAAGUGAUAAUGAUUCUAGCAGUCAAUUACGAUCAAUUUUAAAUUUUUAACUAACUAUACUAAUGAAGAUAACAACUAUUUGACAAAAUAAGUUUAUUUAUUGAUUUAUAAGAAAGAUGUUAACUAUAAAGUCUGGAGAUUUAUGGGAAGAUAGUUUCGAAAAAGACUGUCAUUUAUUUUGUCAAAGUUUCUAGACGCUGAUUAAGGGGUAACUAUAUUAGAGCCAAGAAGGUGUUAUGAAGAUGAAAAAACAAGAGAUCUGAUUUUUAACGUUAGAGAGCGACUAAAUUGAAACAUUCUGAGUUUGUUGCGAUGUUGAGAGAACAAGGUUGUGAUGUUCGUCAUAAAGGAACUCAUCUGUGAUGUUUCAGGUGUUCUCAGUAAAGCAUUUUUUUAACUUAAUAUGUAUUAAAGAGUUGUGAUCUUGUGUUGUGAUCCUGAUCAUUAGUGAAUGUGCAAACUUGGUAUCUAAACUUACUGUUUAGUAUUGAGGAGUUAUAGCAGAGAUAUAAAGCUGUGAUGUUAUAGGCUAAAGAGUUUCAUAGAUUGUAAUGUUAUAGAAAACUAUUAGAGUUGUGAUUUGUAAAUUUAAAGGUCACGAUGUUGGCAUUUGUAAAUAUCAUAGGAAACGGGACUUUAGUUAUAUGUGAUGAGGUUAAGGGGGUUGAGAUGUUGCAGGCUAAGGGGGUUGGGGUGAAGAAGGCAGUGGGUUUGGGGUGCAGGAUUCUAAAUGGAUGGGCUAAGGGGUUGUGCUGUUGCAGGCUAAGGGGGUUGGGGUGAAGAAGGCAGUGGGUUUGGGAUGCAGGAUUCUAAAUGGAUGGGCUAAGGGGUUGUGCUGUUGAAGGCUAAUGGGUUGAGAUAUUGUAGGCUAAGGGCUUAAGAUGUUUGAAGUUAAGGGGUUGUGAUGUUGCGUGCUAAGGGUUGUGAUGUUGGGUGCUAAGGGUUGUGAUGUUGGGUGCUAAGGGGUUGCCAUGUUGAAAACAAUGGGGUUCAACACGUAAGGUUAAAAAGUUGAGCUAUUAACAGCAAACGGAUUUAGAAAUUAAAAUGACUAGGCAAUUAAAAUCUAAUUUAAGACCAGCCUAACUGCCCAUGGGGUUGUUGGGUAAUUAAGUGCUUGGCACCUGGAGAUUCAUAACGUCGCCAGAAGCAACACUUAAAAGUUAAUGGUUAAGGAAUCUAAGUAAUGGGUGCUAAUGGUGCAACAAAACGAGCGCGAAGGUGAUGAUCAGCAAAUAAAAAGCGAUCUCCAUAAUGGAGACAUAGGCUGAGGUACAGCAAAAAUUAGAUAUAGGCAUAUUAAGAAUCAAUCAAUAUCUAAGAAUUUGUAUAAAACUUAAUUACCUGUGAAUGUUAAAACUGAUCUCCUGGUAUUGUAUACACACUUCUGAGGGUGAAUGUUGAUGAAUGAUAUCUGUAAGUGAAUGUUGAGGUUGUAUGGUAAUUCAGUGAAUGUUGGGGGUGUAUGGUAACUCAGUGAAUGUUGGGGGUGUAUGGUAACUCAGUGAAUGUCGGGGGUGUAUGGUAAUUCAGUGAAUGUCGGGGGUGUAUGGUAAUUCAGUGAAUGUUGAGGGUGUAUGGUAACUCAGUGAAUGUUGAGGGUGUAUGGUAACUCAGUGAAUGUUGGGGGUGUAUGGUAACUCAGUGAAUGUUGGGGGUGUAUGGUAACUCAGUGAAUGUUGGGGGUGUAUGGUAAUUCAGUGAAUGUUGAGGGGUGUAUGGUAACUCAGUGAAUGUUGGGGGUGUAUGGUAACUCAGUGAAUGUUGGGUGUGUAUGGUAACUCAGUGAAUGUUGGGGGUGUAUGGUAACUCAGUGAAUGUUGAGGGUGUACGAUAACACAGUGAAUGUUGAGGGUGUAUGGUAACUCACUGAAUGUUGAGGGUGUAUGGUAACUCAGUGAAUGUUGAGGGUGUAUGGUAACUCAGUGAAUGUUGGGUGUGUAUGGUAACUCAGUGAAUGUUGAGGGUGUAUGGUAAUUCAGUGAAUGUUGAGGGUGUAUGGUAACUCAGUGAAUGUUGAGGGUGUAUGGUAACUCAGUGAAUGUUGAGGGUGUAUGGUAACUCAGCGAAUGUUGGGUGUGUAUGGUAACUCAGUGAAUGUUGAGGGUGUAUGGUAAUUCAGUGAAUGUUGAGGGUGUAUGGUAACUCACUGAAUGUUGGGGCUGUACGGUAACUCAGUGAAUGUUAAUGGUGUAUGGUAACUCAGUGAAUGUUGGGGGUGUAUGGUAACUCAGUGAAUGUUGGGGUGUAUGGUAACUCAGUGAAUGUUGAGGUCCUUAUACAGUGAAAGUUGAGGAUGUACGAUAACAGUGAAUGUUUAAGGUUGUACGAUAACACAGUGAAUGUUGAGGAUGUAUGAUAACACAGUGAAUGUUGAGGAUGUACGAUAACACAGUGAAUGUUGAGGAUGUACGAUAACACAGUGAAUGUUGAGGAUGUACGAUAACACAGUGAAUGCUGAGGAUGUAACAUAACACAGUGAAAGUUGAGGAUGUACGAUAACACAGUGAAUGUUGAGGAUGUAACAUAACACAGUGAAAGUUGAGGAUGUACGAUAACAGUGAAUGUUUAAGGUUGUACGAUAACACAGUGAAUGUUGAGGAUGUACGAUAACACAGUGAAAGUUGAGGAUGUACGAUAAC